AUGAAGUUCGUUUCUGUUGCCUGUCUGGCAACCAGCGUUGCCGCUGGUGUCAUUGACCCAGCUGCCGCUGUUGUUGAGCGUGAUAUCAAGGCCAUCACUGGCGUUAUGACCGAGGUUGGCAAGGGACUCGACACUCUUGAUACCCAGGUCAAGGGCUUUACCACCAAUCCUAAGCCAGUCGAAGAUGCUUCCGACGCCCUCGUCCAGACUCUUAAGACGGGAAAGGGCACUGUUGAUGCUCAGCCUGAGCUCGGACUGUUUGAGGCCCUCGGUCUCCAGGAUCCCGUCAAGGCCCUCCAGGCUAAGGGUGAGACUCUCUUGAGUGAUCUCAAGGCCAAGAAGACUGUCAUCCAGAACGGCAACUACUGCUCUCUCGUCCGCAAGCAGACCACCGACAUCAACACCUACUCCAAGGCCCUCAUUGCCUCCACCGUCUCCAAGGUUCCUGCUGGUGCUCAGGGUAUUGCCAAAGACCUCGCCGCCGGUCUUGUUGAUGUGCUGCAGCGAUCUCAGGAUGAGUUCAACGAGAAGAACUGCAUCGACAAGGGUACUACUCCUCCCACCACCACCAAGAAGCCGCAAACUACCACUACCGAGGAGCCUUGCGACGAGACUACCACUAAGAAGCCUCACACCACAACCAAGAAGCCUCACACUACGACUUCUGAGGAGCCUUGUGAUGAGACCACCACUACUAAGAAGCCUCACACCACAACCAAGAAGCCGCAUACUACCACUUCUGAGGAGCCUUGCGACGAGACUACUACCACCAAGCGGCCUCAUACCACCACCAAGAGACCUCACACUACAACUUCUGAGGAGCCUUGUGAUGAGACCACGACUACUAAGAAGCCUCACACCACAACCAAGAAGCCUCACACCACGACUUCCGAGGAGCCCUGUGACGAGACUACCACCACCAAGAAGCCUCACACAACAACCAAGAAGCCGCAUACCACUUCUGAGGAGCCAUGCACCGAGACUGAGACCACCAAGAAGCCUCACACCACGAGCAAGCAUCACCACACAACUACCUCUGAGGAACCUUGCACGGAAACUGAGACCACCACAAAGGGGCCACCACACAACGUCCAAGCAUCACCACACGACUACCUCCGAGGAGCCUUGCACACUGAGACGACCACCAAGGGCCACCACACAACGUCCAAGCAUCACCACACGACUACCUCCGAGGAGCCUUGCACUGAGACUGAGACUACCAAGAAGCCUCACACGACAACCAAGAAGCCUCACACCACCAGCAAGCACCACCACACUACCACUUCAGAGGAGCCCUGCACCGAGACUGAGACGACCACCAAGAAGCCUCACACCACCAGCAAGCACCACCACACUACCACUUCAGAGGAGCCCUGCACCGAGACCGAGACAACCACUGCUCCUGGAGGCACUACCACCAGCUCUGCCGCCGGUACCACUUCAUCUCCUUCGACCGAGACUGAGACGACCACUGCUCCUGGAGGCACCACUACCUCGUCUGCUGCUGGCACCACUUCCUCUCCUUGCACCGAAACCGAGACCACCACCGCUCCUGGAGGCACCACUACCAGCACUGCCGCCCCUGUCACGACCACAUCCGCUCCCGGAGGCACUACGACUUCUGCUCCCGUCAUGACUACCAGCACUGUGUACACCACCAAGACUUACACGAUCACCUCUUGCCACCCCACUGUGACCAACUGCCCCGUCGGUCAUACCACCACCGAGGUCGUCCCCGUGUACACCACUGUUUGCCCUGUCGAGGAGACCGCAACCCAGACUGUUGUCCCUACCAAGCCCACUGAAACCACCUUUGUGACCAUUCCCGGCAAGCCCACUGGCGGUAACGGAGGCAACCCUCAGCCAACUGGCGGCAAUGGCGAGAACCCUCAACCUACCGGAGGCAACGGAGAGAACCCCCAGCCAACUGGCGGUAACACUGAGAGCCCUCAGCCUACUGGAGGCAAUGGCGAGAACCCCCAGCCAACUGGUGGAAACGGAGGCAACCCCCAGCCCACUGGCGGUAACACUGAGAUCCCUCAGCCUACCGGCGGUAAUGGCGGCAACCCCCAGCCUACCAACACUCCCCCGGUCACUGCCGGUGCGGCUUUCGUAGGCCCUGCCACUGCCUUUGCCAUCGCGGUUGCUGCCCUUGUCGUUGUAUAA
Messenger RNA from Pochonia chlamydosporia 170, 2166 nucleotides. RefSeq names its product cell wall galactomannoprotein Mp2/allergen F17-like protein. The record is from RefSeq and is a predicted model, not a curated record. Lineage: Eukaryota; Fungi; Ascomycota; Sordariomycetes; Hypocreales; Clavicipitaceae. Bases 1 to 2166 code for a protein of 721 amino acids. The transcript has 2 exons.